This is a messenger RNA of Prorocentrum cordatum, 1551 nucleotides long. The record is from the annotation of a GenBank genome assembly. NCBI's taxonomy places the organism in Eukaryota, Dinophyceae, Prorocentrales, Prorocentraceae.
AUGGACGAUGACUGUAUUGUCGGAUCUGGCUUGGGCCAUUGCAAGGUGUUAGUGGACCCAGCUAUGAAGAUUCCGCUGGGCAGCACCGACUCGGGCAAUGCUUCCUUCAGCCAGUUCAACAGCACCGUGCAGUACCACCAAUCGGAAAUCACCAUCACGGGGCAUUCAUCUUCGUCGCAUUGGAACCUCUGCCGGGCGAGAGACGAUAGCGAGAGUAUCGUUCAGCACCAGCGGACAAAAGACUUGGCGGAUAUUUGUUACGAGGUCGACGGUCUCCCAGGACUUUGUUUUCUAUGGGCUUCUCCAUGCUCUGGCGGGUGUUCCACACUCCGUCCUUUCAACGAGUAUUCGUCGAUCUGCCCGAAUCUGCUACGCUACGCCACGCCAUCGGAGUGGUCGAUUGCCUUGCCUGACCUGAACGCCCACAGGAAGGAGUGCUUCGCCAAGUGCGCAGUGGAGCUGAUGGAUCCGUGGUGGCAUCACUGCGACUAUUCGAACGACUUCGUGCGUGUCCCGGACGACGGCUGGAACGAGCUGAUCCUGGUGUGCGACACCACGUUCCCCGCGAUGCCCACGAUGGCCACCUCCGCGACGUCGGCGACCGGCCCCGCCCCGACGCCCAUGCCUCUGCCCCCGCCUCCCGGCCCGGGGCUCGUCCCGUGUGGCCUGACCGGCGGUUACAGCGAGUGGCCAGAGGAUGCAACAUGUGCCAGUUGGAAUCAGGGAGCGGCUGUAGGGGGAGGCCCCAAUGUCUACGUUGGCACUUUUGACACUUGCCACCACUGCCUCCUGGCGGUCUUGACUGCUCACCCAUCCGCCAAGGGGGCCACAUUUCGUACUCCUGGUCUGACCACGCAGGCUGGCGAGUGCUAUGCCGAGGAUACGUGGUUGUACCCAGAUGCGGACAACGCAUGGAUUACCAUUCCCGUCAUCGCGUCCUUGCAGUAUUAUUCCGAUCUUUCUUCGAACCCGUGCAGCCCAGCCUUCGGAGUUACUCUGAAGCAGACUACCGCUAUGACUCCAGUUCCCGCGCCCCCCACGCUUGGGGGGGCCAGUUCUGCAGGCGGGGCUAGUUCUGCAGUUGGGGAUCCGCAUCUGCAAAACAUCUAUGGUGAGCGGUUCGACUUGCUGAAGGCUGGUAAACACAUUUUGAUCAAUAUUCCACGGGACGCGGUUGUUGCUGAGACCGCGCUGCUUCGAGUUGACGCAGAGGCACGUCAAAUGGGUGGAAAAUGCGCAGACAUGUAUUUCCAAGAAUUGAAUAUCACAGGGGCGUGGGUGGAUUCCACGAAGCAGACUGGUGGUCGCCAUUUCAAAGCGCACGAUGUGGUCGAUGCAAGCAUGAAUUGGGAACAGUUUGGAAAGGUAUCAUUGAAAGUUGUCCAUGGACACACCCAUCAAGGCAUCCAAUACUUAAACUUGUACGUCAGGCACCUCGAUCGCACUGGGCUUGCCGUCGGUGGGCUACUCGGAGAAGAUGAUCACUCAGAGGCGGCAGUCCCUCUGAAGGAAUGCUCUCAGACCCUUUCCCUUAUCCAGGGUCAGUUCUGA